GAAACCUACUUUAACUUUUUCUAUUUUUAUAGAUAAUAUUAGGAAUAGAUCAAUCAACUAACACAAAAUGCUAAAACAAAAAAAAUAUGAUUGGAAGGACAGUAAUAUCGCAGCUUUUGGUUCAAGUGAAGAUCGAUCGGUGAAGAAAGAAUCUGCACAACAUGAACCAGCGUGGAAGGGAUCUGGACAGAAAGUUGGUUUAGAAAUUUGGCGAAUAAAUAAAUUUAAAGUUGAAAAAUGGCCUAAAGAGGAUUAUGGAAAAUUCUUCAAUGGUGAUUCUUAUAUCAUUUUAAACACAUAUAAAGACAAAGAGUCAGACGAACUACUAUAUGAUGUCCACUUUUGGAUUGGAUCUCAUUCAACGCAAGAUGAAUAUGGAACCGCAGCCUACAAAACUGUUGAGUUGGACACCUUCCAUGACGACAAGCCUAUCCAGCAUAGGGAGGUUGAGGGUCAUGAGUCAGAGACGUUCAAAUCAUAUUUCUCAUCCAUAACACUGAUGAAAGGUGGAGCAGCGUCUGGUUUUCGACAUGUCAAGCCACAAGAAUACAACAAAAGGCUAUUUCAAGUGGUUGGUGAAAGAAAAAACAUAGCAAUAAAACAAAUUCCAAUGAAAAAGGGGAACCUGAAUAGUGAUGACGUCUUUAUUUUUGAUUUGGGACUGGAAAUUUAUCAGUACAAUGGAAAAAAUGCAAACAAAGACGAGAAGUACAAGGCUACUCAGUAUGUGCAAAAGUUAAAAGCAGAAAGAGGCAAGGCUGAACUAGAAGUCUUGGAAGAAAAUGAUGUUAUAGACGGUCACCCAGUGUUAAGUCACUUGCAAGAUGGAAAGAGUAAAAGGAGAGCUCCAGAACCACCAAUUAACAAAGUUGGCAUGUAUCGCAUUAGUGAUGCAAAAGGACACAUGACAUUCACACAGGUGUCAGAUGGUAAACUUGACAAAGCACUCCUAGACAGUAAUGAUGUCUUUUUAGUUGACGCUGGAAGACAUUUGUUUGUUUGGAUUGGUAAAGGAGCAUCGAUAGAUGAAAGGAAAAACUCAAUGGCUUAUGCACACAACUUUCUAAAGGAUAAAUGCAAUCCAUUUUGUCCUGUUACCUGCCUUGGAGAAAAGCAAGCAAAGAAAUCGAAAGAAUUUUUAGCAGCCUUUAAAUACUAAAAUCCGAUAGACAAAGUAGAGGAUAAUUUUCUGAAGAAUUUUUCAAAAUA
This is a messenger RNA of Hydractinia symbiolongicarpus, 1209 nucleotides long. RefSeq names its product gelsolin-like protein 2. The transcript is spliced from 8 exons. Gene Ontology annotation, molecular function: actin filament binding. The record is from RefSeq and is a predicted model, not a curated record. NCBI's taxonomy places the organism in Eukaryota, Metazoa, Cnidaria, Hydrozoa, Anthoathecata, Hydractiniidae. Bases 68 to 1159 code for a protein of 363 amino acids.